AGUAGUAGUACGUACGAAACAGGCGAUGAUCUUUGGUCUUGUGAAACCCCGUCAUGCUUUAAUCCCCGUAGUGUGUCGUUUAAUUUCUGCAUCGUGUCGUUUAAUCCUAUUCCGAGUCACGUAACCGUACGAAGUUGGGCGAGAGGCACAAAACCCCGUUUCGCCGAGCAAUUGCGUUCGUUCCAAUCCAAUUCCGACGCUCCCUGAGUAUUCUUUCGUUUUCUAUCGGAAACGAAAAAGAAGCGAAAAGAGAAACAAAGACAAUAUUGCACUUCUUUUUCUUCGUCAUCUUCUUGUUUCGCAAUCUUGAUUUGGUUAAACUAUGACAGAAGAUAGCAGCGUUAGGGUUUCUUCUUCCAACGAAACCUCCGUGUCCAACGAUGCUUCGCAAACGCGGCGGAGAAAGAAAAGAAAGUGGGAUCAACCAGCGGAUUCGUUGAUGCCAGUUGGCAUGGCAGUACCUGGAGCACUCCCUUUGAGCAAUGCUGUUUCACUUGGAGGGAUUCCAUAUCCUGGUAUGGUUCCGGUGAUCUCCGGUGCCCUUUUGACGAAUCCUCUGGCAGCUUCUGCUCAUUUUCAGCAACAAACUGCUGCAGCUGCUGUUGCCGCCCAAAAAACGAAUCAACAAAAGAUCCAAGAUGAAUUAAUAAUUGCUCGGGAAAUUGUCAUAAAUGAUGCAGAGUCUUCUGUUCGCUACAAGUUGACAAAACGCCAGACACAGGAGGAGAUCCAGAGGUGUACUGGUGCCAUAGUAAUUACUAGGGGAAAGUAUCGACCUCCUACUGUACCACUUGAUGGAGAGAAACCACUGUAUCUUCACAUAUCUGCAGGAGCUCAUAUAAAAGAGACAGCAGAAAGGAUUUUAGCUGUUGAUCGUGCUGCUGCAAUGAUUGAAGAAAUGCUCAAGCUUGGGCAAAAUUCACAGUCAAUUUCUUCUGCCUCACCUAGUGGACCGAAGGUGCUGACUACGUGUGUGUUUUUGGGUUUUGAUGCUGAUCCUUCAUUGAACAUUGUGGCUCGGAUACGUGGACCAAAUGACCAGUAUAUAAAUCACAUUAUGAAUGAAACAGGAGCAACAGUUAUACUGAGAGGACAUGGUUCAGGAAACAAUGAAUGCUUGAAUGCAGAAGAUGGACAGCAGCCUCUGCAUCUGUUGUUGUCCAGCAGCAAUGCAAAAAGCCUUGAUGAUGCUAAGCUUUUGGCUGAAAAUCUUUUGGAUACAAUCUGUACUGAGUGUGGUGCUUCAAGGGUUUCAUCAUGUAAGGUUUAUAGUGCUGUUCCACCUCCACAGCAGGUAUACACUGCUGUUCCACCUCCCCAGCAGGUAUAUAGUGCUGUUCCACCACCUCAGCAGGUUUAUGAUGGCCUUUCCUUGUCAAAGCAGAUUCCUACAGUCAUUUCACCCCCACAAGUUUACAGCGCUGUACCACCCCCACCGAAGUUGACAGGAGUUCAGAGCCCUGCAGUUGAGCAAGAGGCAGUUACCAGCGUAACCAGUAGUUCUAUGUCAGCAGUAGUGGCCUUGAAACCAUUUCCUCCAGCUUCCUCGGUUGGAGUGAUUGGUGACACCGCUGCCCUCACUUUGGGAAUUACACCACAACUUACUGGACAUUUAAGCUCUGGCCAUCAAGCAAACGUCAUUGGUUACACUCCCCCCCCUUUAGUAUCUGGUGGCACUAGCUAUAUUGGAUAUGGUGGAAUAUAUCCUCAAGCUACCCCUUUGCAACAAGUUGCCCUUGCUUUGAGGCACUCACCUCCUGUCUCUUCAACAGUUGAUCCCACAACAUUAGCAUCAAACGGAGAGUCCAAGCCAACCUCAUGCUUUGAUCUUGAAAGGGAGAAGCGGCCACCCCAAAAACGAAAGUUUCAAGAAUUACCAGUUGGUUCGAAAGGCACAGCAAAACUCAAUCAGGGUUUGCAACCUAUAAAACCUAAUGAACAACUUGAUGGUCUUGUUGUGAGGAAUAUAUCAACUAUGCCUGCCCCUAAGAAGUUGGUCCAGCCAUCAUCCAACGGAAUGCCAGCACCUCUACCGAAAACUAUGCCACCACCGCCUCCACCUAAAUUUUCUGGUCCAUCUGAAGUUAAAGUACAAGACAACAAGAAUUUGCUUAAUACAAAUUCUGAUGCAGUUCCUGAUACUUUGGUGAAGCUAAUGGAAUACGGAGAGGAGGAUGACGAUGAUGUAGAUGAUUCUAAAGAGGAAUCAUUUCCUCAUGGCAGCCAAGCAAAUGGGGUUCAAAAGCCUUUCUGGGCUUUAUGAGCUACAAAGUGUAAAUUGGACAUAAGAUGUGUAAAUAUUGUCUUGCUUGUGUCCUCUUCUUCCGGGUGGAAAGGAAGCCCCUCAGCAUGAUUUUUGGAGCGACAUAGUUGGCUGUUGAGAGGAAUUUAAAAGGUUGUAAUUUCUCAUUCCCAUGCUUCGUUAGAGAAAUCGUAUGUUGUAAUAUUUUGUCGUAUGCAUGUAACACUGCUAGUGUCUUUACUGUGCAGUGAUAAGUCACAGUUUUCACUCACCCCAAAUUUUCUUGUUAGAACCCUUCAAUUUUUCGUCCUGACUGAUAAUGAAACUGUGGUUACCAUUUUCAUACAAA
Vigna angularis (adzuki bean) is the source of this 2591-nucleotide messenger RNA. Its product is annotated as protein RIK. The coding region runs from base 323 to 2263 and encodes 646 amino acids. Gene Ontology annotation, molecular function: RNA binding. The transcript is spliced from 12 exons. The record is from RefSeq and is a predicted model, not a curated record. Gene Ontology annotation, cellular component: nucleus. Lineage: Eukaryota; Viridiplantae; Streptophyta; Magnoliopsida; Fabales; Fabaceae.